This is a messenger RNA of Bactrocera tryoni, 322 nucleotides long. Its product is annotated as synaptosomal-associated protein 25. Bases 82 to 306 code for a protein of 74 amino acids. The transcript is spliced from 3 exons. The record is from RefSeq and is a predicted model, not a curated record. Lineage: Eukaryota; Metazoa; Arthropoda; Insecta; Diptera; Tephritidae.
AAACAGAGCAAAGAAGCUGGAAUUCGUACGUUAGUGGCCUUGGACGACCAGGGAGAGCAAUUGGACAGGAUUGAAGAAGGAAUGGAUCAAAUAAACGCUGAUAUGAGAGAAGCUGAAAAAAAUUUGAGUGGAAUGGAAAAAUGCUGCGGAAUUUGUGUUCUUCCCUGCAAUAAGAGCCAAUCAUUUAAAGAAGAUGAUGGAACAUGGAAAGGCAAUGACGAUGGAAAGGUUGUAAACAAUCAACCUCAAAGAGUUAUGGACGAUAGAAAUGGAAUGAUGGCCCAAGCGGGAUAUAUAGGAAGGUAGUUAUGUAAACGAAAAU